Calidris pugnax (ruff) is the source of this 4968-nucleotide messenger RNA. It is a transcript of the gene NFE2L1, whose product is annotated as nuclear factor, erythroid 2 like 1. The record is from RefSeq and is a predicted model, not a curated record. Lineage: Eukaryota; Metazoa; Chordata; Aves; Charadriiformes; Scolopacidae. The coding region runs from base 44 to 2305 and encodes 753 amino acids. Gene Ontology annotation, molecular function: RNA polymerase II cis-regulatory region sequence-specific DNA binding; DNA-binding transcription factor activity, RNA polymerase II-specific. Gene Ontology annotation, cellular component: nucleus. The transcript is spliced from 6 exons. Gene Ontology annotation, biological process: regulation of transcription by RNA polymerase II.
GGGGGGCGAGAGGAAGCCGCUGUAUGUGGAGUUUUUGGACAAAAUGCUUUCUCUGAAGAAAUACUUCACCGAAGGCCUCAUCCAGUUCACCAUCCUGCUCAGCCUGAUCGGCGUUCGUGUGGACGUGGACACCUACCUGAACUCGCAGCUCCCUCCUCUGCGGGAGAUCAUUCUUGGCCAGAGCUCUGCUUACACCCAGACCCAGUUUCACAACCUGCGGAACACCUUGGAUGGCUAUGGCAUCCACCCAAAAAGCGUAGACCUGGACUAUUACUUCACCGCUCGCAGGCUGCUCAACCAGGUGAGGGCCCUGGACAGGUUUCAGGUGCCCACCACCGAAGUCAACGCCUGGUUGGUGCACAGAGACCCCGAAGGCUCCGUCUCCGGUAGCCAGCCCAGCGCCGGCAUCGCCCUCGAGAACGGUGGCAGCCUGCAGGAUGGGAACAGUCCCGACAACGGGGUGAGGGAGAGCGGAGCAGAGCAAGGCUUUGGGGAAGAACUGGAAGAUUUGGGAGCGGUGGCUGCCCCGGUGAAUGGAGACCUGACCAAAGAGGACAUCGAUUUGAUUGACAUCCUGUGGAGACAGGAUAUUGAUCUCGGCGCUGGGCGAGAGAUUUUUGACUACAGCCACCGUCAGAAAGAGAGCGAAGUGGACAAAGAGCUGAGCGAUGGGAGGGAGCGAGGGGACAGCUGGAGGAGCGGAGGGAAUGAGAUCUUGGAUAGAAACCUACUAGUUGAUGGAGAGACCGGGGAGAGUUUCCCUGCGCAGGUGCCCGGCGCGGAGGAUCAGACAGCCCUGUCCCUGGAGGAGUGCCUUAGGCUGCUGGAGGCCACCUUCCCUUUCGGGGAGAAUUCGGAGGCUCCAGGCAUCGUGCCUGUGAUCCAGACCAGCCUGCUGUCUCCUCUCCUCGCCGAGACCGAGUCGCCCUUCGAUCUGGAGCAGCAGUGGCAGGACCUCAUGUCUAUCAUGGAAAUGCAGGCUAUGGAAGUGAACAACACGACGGCAGAGACCCUCUACAACGGCACGAGCGGGGACCUGCUGACUUCGAACUACAGCCUCGCCCCCAACACUCCCAUCAAUCAGAAUGUCAGCCUGCAUCAGGCCUCCCUGGGGAGCUGCUCGCAGGACUUCUCCCUCUUCAGCUCCGAAAUCGAAAGCCCCACCAUGGCUGGGAGCUCGGCCUUGCUCCAGCUGGCGCCGGACAACUCCACCGGCCUCAACUCCACCUUCGGCUCCACCAACUUGAGCGGCAUCUUCUUCCCUCCCCAGUUGAACAGCACGGUCAACGAGACGGCCGGCCCCGAGCUGCCCGACCCACUGGGAGGUCUCCUAGACGAAGCCAUGCUCGAUGAGAUCAGCUUGAUGGACUUGGCCAUUGAAGAAGGUUUCAACCCCGUGCAGGCCUCCCAGCUGGAAGAGGAGUUCGAUUCCGACUCAGGUCUUUCCCUGGAUUCCGGCCACAGUCCUGCUUCUCUGAGCAGCUCGGAAGCUUCCUCCUCAUCUUCCUCUUCCUCCUCCUCCUCUUCCUCCUCCUCGUUUUCUGAGGAAGGAGCUGUUGGCUACAGCUCAGACUCCGAAAACGUGGACUUUGAAGAAGCGGAAGGGGCGGUUGGAUACCAGCCAGAGUACAGCAAGUUCUGCCGCAUGAGCUACCAGGACCCGGCGCAGCUCCAUUACCUGCCUUACCUGGAGCACGUUGGCCACAACCACACCUACAACAUGGCCCCGGGGGCCCUGGAUCCCGAGGAGCCCAAACUGCCCAACGCGGGGAAGAAGAGCAGCAAGGAGAAGCCGUCCGAGUUCCUGGACAAGCAGAUGAGCAGGGACGAGCAUCGAGCCAGAGCCAUGAAGAUCCCUUUCACCAACGACAAGAUCAUCAACCUGCCGGUGGAGGAGUUCAACGAGCUCCUCUCCAAGUACCAGCUGAGCGAGGCCCAGCUCAGCCUCAUCCGCGACAUCCGGAGGCGAGGCAAGAACAAGAUGGCUGCCCAGAACUGCCGCAAGAGGAAGCUGGACACCAUCCUCAACUUGGAACGGGACGUGGAGGACUUGCAACGGGACAAAUCCAAACUGCUCAGGGAGAAAGUGGAAUUCCUCAAAUCCAUCCGUCAGAUGAAGCAAAAGGUGCAGAACCUCUACCAGGAAGUCUUCGGCCGCCUGCGGGACGAGAACGGGCAGCCCUACUCCCCCAGCCAGUACGCCCUGCAGUACGCCAGCGACGGCAGCGUCAUCUUGAUACCCCGCGCCGUGGCCGACCAGCAGGUCCGGCGGCAGGAGAGGAAACAGAAGGACCGGAGGAAGUGAAAAAGGGGGGGAACGGCCACGCGGGAGGAGUCGGGACACUCUCUCAAAAGUGAGAAACUGGAGAAGGGCUGAGCCUGGAAGUACUUUAGAGGAACUUUCAUGCCUUCUUAUCCGCUAUAUCUUCUCGAAUACAAAAAAAAAACCCCCACAAAAAACAAAAAAACACAAACAAAAAAAAAAACAACCACCCACAAACGUGACUCUGCUGCCGGUCGGGGCGCGGGAGAGACUGCGGGACCCGCAGGCUGAGGUUGGAGGGGCUGGAGGGGCUCCCCGCGGGGAGGGACGGGGAGGAGCGGCCCCUGCGCUGCCCGGAGCCCGGCGCCUGCCGCGACCCCCGCGUCCUGGGGCGCAGGGAAGGAGCCGGCGGCACCGGGGGUGAGGUUGGCAGAGGUGGAAAAACUACUGUUAGGAACUGGCUUUAAAUAAGACAAGAGAUUUAAGCAAACGAACUGAAAACAAGUUAUAGGAGAGACAUUUUUCUGAACUUCCAAAGUUCUGUGAUUUCAGGUAGUUGGUUUUUUUUUUCUUUUUUUUAAAAUUUUGUUUUCCUUUUUAUUUUAUUUUUUUUUUUCGCUUUUUUAUUUCUUUUCUUCCUUUUCCCCAACCAGUUUUGACAUCGGUGUGUGUGAUUCAAUCCCACUUAAUUCCAGCUUGACCGCCAUCCCUUCCCAGAGCAGAGCAGUGCACAGACCAGUGCACACGUGUGUGGAGACACGAGUGGUGUGACUUCCAUUAACCCUUUCCAGGCUGGGGGGGGGAAGAAACGGGCUGAUGGGAGAACUGUUACGGAACUGGAGGAGCUGUGACACCUCGGUGGGGGGGGGAACUGGGUCUGGAGCUGGAGAGGGUUAAGAGAAAGGGUGUGAUACGUGGUUUAUCCACCCCCCUCACCACACUCAGAGCAUGUCACUGCCCCCAGCAGCCUGCAUGCACCCCCCGCCUUCUCCCACCCACGGAGCCGCCUGGGGAGGAAGGCGAGGAGGAAGAGGAGGAGGAUGAGGAUGGUCAAGUCCCCCCUCCUGGUCAGCAUACAGCACAAAGAGGAGGGGACAGAGGGUUCCCACCCCAGGCCGUGGGUUCAUCACUUAUAGAAAUUAGCCAGCUGUUAGGAUUCCUCUUUCUUAACCACGCUUUAUUAUUAUUUUUUUUUUUUAGGGCUUCCGCCCUGGGGGUUGUUUUGAUUUAUUUUGAAUUUGUUUUCCUUUUUAUUUUUUUUUUUUUGCUUUUUUAUUUUUUUCCUUCCUUUUCCCCAACCAGUUUUGACAUCGGUGUGUGUGAUUCAAUCCCACUUAAUUCCAGCUUGACCGCCAUCCCUUCCCAGAGCAGAGCAGUGCACAGACCAGUGCACACGUGUGUGGAGACACGAGUGGUGUGACUUCCAUUAACCCUUUCCAGGCUGGGGGGGGGAAGAAACGGGCUGAUGGGAGAACUGUUACGGAACUGGAGGAGCUGUGACACCUCGGUGGGGGGGGGAACUGGGUCUGGAGCUGGAGAGGGUUAAGAGAAAGGGUGUGAUACGUGGUUUAUCCACCCCCCUCACCACACUCAGAGCAUGUCACUGCCCCCAGCAGCCUGCAUGCACCCCCCGCCUUCUCCCACCCACGGAGCCGCCUGGGGAGGAAGGCGAGGAGGAAGAGGAGGAGGAUGAGGAUGGUCAAGUCCCCCCUCCUGGUCAGCAUACAGCACAAAGAGGAGGGGACAGAGGGUUCCCACCCCAGGCCGUGGGUUCAUCACUUAUAGAAAUUAGCCAGCUGUUAGGAUUCCUCUUUCUUAACCACGCUUUAUUAUUAUUUUUUUUUUUUAGGGCUUCCGCCCUGGGGGUUGUUUUGAUUUAUUUUGUUUUUUUUUUUUUUUCCCCUAUAGGGUCUAGAGUGCUUGUGUUGAGUAAAAGGGAGAAGCCCAACCGUUCAAAGCUGCUAAAUGUUCUCUUUGCCAUAAAGAUUCCGUGUAACCGUGUGAUCACAUUAUAGGAUUCUCUUCUGUCCCUAGGUGUUGGUCUGACUUCCUUUGUUUUCAGGAGGGGGGUGGGGGUAGUGCCUUGAUCACUGUCGGUCUCUGCCACACGGAGACCAUCCUAGAAGCUGUAUUUACAAUAUAGCACAGCUGGGAGUGUACUGACUUUACCAGCAACUGAAAAAAAAAAAAAAGCUUAAAAUGAAAAAAAAAAACCACAAAACAACAAAAAAAAAAUAAUAGGCUUUUUCCUAGCCAGUCCUGUGCACGUGAAUCGGGGUGAGAGAAGACUCGGGGUGGUAACUCAAGGGAAGGAAACCUGGGAAUGCAGGAGGGAAGCCUGGAGCAACCCCCGGGGGAAGAUUUCUGGCCCUGGGUAUGUGUUUUGGGGUUUUGUUUUUUUUUUUUUCCCCAGGCUCCAGGGAAAAUGGUUGGAUUUCGAGGGGAAUCGGGGGCGGUUGCUGCGGCCCUGGGCAGUGGGGUCUCCCCUCCCGGCCUCUGAGAUCCAACAGCUUUUACUUACAGCACGAGACGAAGCACAAGUGGUGGAGAUGUGGGUGUGGGGAGGUUGGAAGGGAGCCCUGCGCGUAUGUUUUAAAUUAUUUUCCUCUUAGAAACUUUUAUUUUAAUGAUCUGUGACCUGUCAGGGAAAGAAGAGAGAUUGUGUGAGCACAGGACAAAAAUAAAACGGCUUAUUCACUGUACCA